This is a messenger RNA of Macadamia integrifolia, 1673 nucleotides long. Its product is annotated as probable purine permease 4. Gene Ontology annotation, molecular function: purine nucleoside transmembrane transporter activity. The record is from RefSeq and is a predicted model, not a curated record. Gene Ontology annotation, cellular component: membrane. Bases 504 to 1673 code for a protein of 389 amino acids. The transcript has a single exon. Lineage: Eukaryota; Viridiplantae; Streptophyta; Magnoliopsida; Proteales; Proteaceae.
UCCCACUUACUCUCUUACCAAAAACAUGACAAAAUAAAUAUCCCUUACUCAGACAGUGCAGCCGCCCUUGUACGAACUUCGAAUUACAUACUCCAUAUAGAAUCCGCCUCCAGCGGCCGCCACAGCCCCCUUUCUCUCUGCUCUACUAAAGUUCUUUUUCGCAUUCAGUUUCCCGUCUCAGAAAGCUUGACCCUUCCAAAUUCCAAUGCCUUGCUUGCCCACGUUAUUCAUUUCAUUUGAAGAAGGGAAAAUUGAAAAGGGCCGAAGCCACCCAUUCGUCCUUCCAAAUCCAGAAUUCAUAUCGAUCUUAAAAAAUAGGGUUUCGUCCGCCUCCCAACUUAAGAGUUGAGACUUGGGAGUCCCAACGCCACAAAGCAGCAAAUUUCUUCAAUCUUAAAGUGUUUUGUAAAGCAGCAUUGAGUAUUAGUAUAUUACUCUUCUCAAAUCCAGAUUCCAGAGACCAGAGUUACUCCAACAAGGCAAAAACAUAUCAUAUUAUCAUCAUGAAUAUCCACAUAGAAGAAGAGAGGCAACUCGAUCCAUCGAAUGGCGAAACCGGCGGCGGUUCCAAUUCAAUCCCGGAAGGAGGAGGAAGCGGUGACAAUGACAAAUCCAGCACGCGUCACCGGGUCCUCCUAGCCAUCACCUACACAUCUCUGUUCGUGGGUUCCGUAUCAUCGAGCUUGCUCUCCAGAUUCUAUUUCAUUCAUGGGGGUUCAAGCAGGUGGGUCUCCACUUGGGUCCAAUCCGCUGGCUUCCCUCUCCUCUUCCUCCCUAUUUACCUCCCUCGCCUCUUCAACUCCAACGUCGUUGACGACUUCAUAACAUAUAGACGACGACCCUUCUCUCACUUCACCGCUAAGCUCCUCCUCAUAAGCCUAGUGAUGGGUCUGAUAUCGGGCAUAAGCAACUUCCUUUACUCAUGGGGCAUCUCAUAUCUCCCUGUCUCUACAUCAUCUAUCCUUCUGUCCUCCCAACUCGCCUUCAACCUCAUCCUCUCCGUGCUCAUCGUGAAGCAGCGUAUCGUCUUCUCCAACCUAAACGCGGUCGUCCUCCUGACCCUGAGUUCAAUCCUCUUGGCAUUCGGGUCCAGCCAUGAUAGACCCAAAGGUGUAACCCAGAUACAGUACUUCCUGGGCUUCUUCGCCAUUCUCUCAACGGGAUUUCUCUACGCUCUCUAUCUGCCACUAAUGGAGAUGGUUUACAAGAAGAGGGUUCAUUGCUACGAGAUGGUGAUCGAAAUGCAGAUCAUCAUGGGAGCGGUUGCCACAGCGUUUGCUUCGGUUGGGAUGGCGUUGGACGGAGGGUACCGAGAGAUGCGGAUGGAGAGCGAGAGCGGUUAUGAUUUGGGAACGGUAGCGUAUGGGUUGACGAUGGGAUUUAACGUGGUGACAUGGCAGGUGUGUUUUAUGGGAUCCGCGGGGCUGGUAUACCUGACGACGUCAUUAACGGGGGCGAUAUGCAUGACGGCGUUACUGUCUAUGAACGUGUUGGGAGGUGUUUUGGCGUUUGGGGACGAUUUUGGCGGGCCGAAGGUGGUGUCGACUCUAUUUUGUGUGUGGGGGUUUUGUUCCUAUGUGUAUGGGGAGUAUAAAAAAAUGGCGAAGGAGGGAGAGAAGCGGAAUGAUCAGGGGAUGGAGUUGGUUGGUGUUGCAACUACUGAUGUUGCUUGA